AUGAAACCAUUCUCUAAGGCUGCAAUUACGAUUUUAAUCUUUGUUUUAUGCCAAUUUGUUAUUAGCUUUCCUAUUCCUCAAAAGACCACCAAAGUAUUAAUCAUACAACCCAUUGAUGAUGUUGCUGUUGUACUUACUGGUGCCAAUGAAGUUAAUGAUGAAUCCUCAGGCGUUUAUAUGACUACAGAAGAACUUCCAGAUGUUGGAGUGUUUGAAAACCAAUCUCCUCGAAAAUCCACCAAAGUAUUAACCAUACAACUCACUAAUGAUGUUACUGUUGUACUUACCAGUCACAAUGAGAUUAAUGGUGCACCUUCGGAUGUUACUACAGUAGAACUUCCAGAUGUCAGAAUGUCUGAAGACCAAUUUUCUGAAGUUACAUUUUCUGAAAUUCAAUUUCCUGAAGUUAAAUUUCCUGAAAUCCAUUUUACAAUUUUUGAAAAAAUUCGUGAAUUCUUUGAAACAAUAGUUAAAUUUAUAACUGAAAUCCAACUUCCUGAAAUCAAAUUUCCUGAAGUCGAAUUUCCUGAAGUUAAAUUUCCUGAAAUUCAAUUUCCUUCUCUCGAACCAAUUUUUGAAAAAUUCGUGAAUUCUUUGGAGCAAUAUCCUUGGAUUUUUCUUGGACUUCUCCGUCUUGUGGGAUUUUCUGCUGUGGGAAUAGUUAAAGGAAGUAUGGUUGCCAUAGGUCAGUCCAUUGGUGUUUUAGGUACUUGUGGUGCUACAAUUUUCCAUGUGUUAGGAUGUGGUACCGUUGGAAUUGUUAAAGGAAGUUUAGUAGCCAUAUGCCAGUCUAUUGCUACUAUAGGUGCAGGUGGAUUAUCAUUAUUACCAGUGGUAGUAAUGGCA
Messenger RNA from Dentiscutata heterogama, 846 nucleotides. Lineage: Eukaryota; Fungi; Glomeromycota; Glomeromycetes; Diversisporales; Gigasporaceae. The record is from the annotation of a GenBank genome assembly.